This is a messenger RNA of Pungitius pungitius (ninespine stickleback), 2817 nucleotides long. RefSeq names its product ERBB receptor feedback inhibitor 1a (gene errfi1a). Bases 354 to 1715 code for a protein of 453 amino acids. The record is from RefSeq and is a predicted model, not a curated record. The transcript is spliced from 4 exons. Gene Ontology annotation, biological process: negative regulation of epidermal growth factor receptor signaling pathway; regulation of keratinocyte differentiation. Lineage: Eukaryota; Metazoa; Chordata; Actinopteri; Perciformes; Gasterosteidae.
CACACACACAGUAUGUCCCGCACGCACUCGGAUGACGCGGAGGAAAAAAGGAGCACUGCGCCUUUAAGAGCAAGUGUUGGAGGCGGGGCCACGGCGCGUCUCUCGAAGGGUCGAGUUUAUAAAAGCAUCGCUCUCCACAAUUCCAGACACAUCAAGAAAGUGUUCACAGCUCAAGCGGAGCGCCGCCUCAUUCUCCGCCUCAUGCCAUCAGACCACCUCAGACUCGAGCGGACCGGAGGAACCGAGGAGGUAUAUUUCACGCAAGAGGAGUCCGGAGGCGAGUCAGCGGAGCACAUCGACGAAGUUAUUUAGGUUCACCAGAAGCCGGGUGAUCAGAGUGUUUCCUGACUUUGAUGCGACCCGAGUGCGCCUGGAGCAUGUCCACAGUGGUCCUGAGUGCCCAGGAGAUUUCUUUUCCCAUAGAAGACCCCUUCCUGAGGGGCGGCCACUGUCACAGCAUGGCCGAGUCCAAGCCCUCCUGGAGCUUACGCCAUGAGCCGGAAAACUUCUACUUCAGUAUUGAGACACAGUCGGAUCAAAGCUCUCGAUCUCACCAUAAAGGGCCGCCUCCACCAUCUCUAAAUCAUGAAAGACAGAAACACCGUCCCAGUUCACUGAGAUUACCACCAAAGAAGUCUCGGCCCUCCCCGCUCUACCUGUCCUGCAGUGCAGAACCUUCCACCCCGAGCCCUGCUGACGACGACCAGGUUGUCCCCUCGUUCCAGAGGCUCUCCGUAUACGAGUGCAGCAGUCCCCCGCAGACGCCAGGCAGGUGCUCCAAGCCUCUGCCCCCCAUCCCUCCACAAACGGACAUCUCCCCUGAGCAAGCUAUGGACAAUGAGGUGGAGUUCUUCACGAGCUCGGACGACAGCCGCUGCCUGGUGUCCGAUCAGUGUCCCAAAUCGUCUCCCUUUCGAUACGGGGUGCCCAGCCGAAGGAGCUUCAGGGACUGUGGUCAGAUUAACUACGCUUACUACGACGGCCCGCAGAGGCAGCCCAAGCAUCAGCAUCAGCAUCAGCAUCCGCAUCAGCAUCCGCAUCAGGCCCCGCCUCCACAGGAAUUGCGAGAGCAGCAUGAGCUCAAACGACAGGAACCACCUGACCCGGUGGUCAAUCAGAGACAGCAGGACAAAGCCCAGAGGAGACUGCGGCGCUCGCACUCUGGCCCCGCCGGCUCCUUGAGCAAAGCCUCGCUGCUGCGCCUUACGCACCCCAAGCGCCACGCCCAGAGCACGGACAAGCCCGAGGUGCCCCCCCCUAUCCCUCCCCGAACCGUCAAGACGGGAGACCACCGCCGCUGGUCAGCCGAGGUCUCCUCCGGCGCGUACAGCGACGAGGACCGGCCCCCCAAGGUGCCGCCAAGGGAGCCGUUUUCCCGAGGCAGCUCCCGCACUCCCAGCCCCAAGAGCCUCCCGACGUACAUCAACGGGGUGAUGCCCCCGACGCAAAGUUUUGCGCCCGAUCCGAAGUACGUCAGCCACCGCGGUUUGCAGAGACAGAACAGCGAGGGCUCCCCCUGCAUCCUCCCCGACAUAGAGAACGGCAAGAAGGCCAGCGCCACGCACUACUAUCUGCUGCCUCAGCGGCCCGCCUUCAUGGACUCGCCGUGCGUGGAGAGGUAUCUUCGGGUCGUGCAAAGCCCUGCGGCUCGCAGUUCAAGCGUGUCAGACUGGGACUGUCCCCCCAGGGGGAAAGCACAUGUGGAUUUAGUGUGAAAGAUUAAGUGGAAGUAGGGGAUGAACUUUACUAUCCAUGAGCAAAAGCCACUUGGAGGAAAAAUAAAAAGGGGGUGAAACUGGACACUAACAACCCUCAAACGGCUGCUUUUCAUGUUUGUUUUUCUUAAUUUUUUUUUUUUUAAUCCGCUAUGUAUUCUGAACACGGAGGGUGAGUAGCUUUGACAGCCGAGAAGACAUCAUGUAAGGACUAUAUCUCUGUCUAAAGAGCUCUCUUUGGACAUGACUUUUUAUCUCGUGGCAUUCAAUUUUGCGCAGUUUUGGGCGAUGUCGUGGUCGCUCAGAAGGUACAAGCGGGCCUUGGACCUCGUUUGUUCAGUGUUUUUUUCUGCGUCUUGAAAGUUGAGGAUGUUUCGCGAGAUGCUUCUACGCUGCUUUUGUAUCUCGCAACAAGGGACAAAGGGUCGGUAAUGUAACCAUUAAUAACUUAAUAUAUGAAGUCUAGAUACAAGGCCAAUUAAUUUUUUUAAACAAAAUGAAGGAUAUUAGCACACAAAUCUCUUUUCUGUUUGCUAUUGUAUAUCAACACUGUUUCUAUGCCUUGAUGAAGUUUUAGUUUUUCUCAGGCCAUUAAGUCUUUUGUACUCGUAGGUCGGUACAUUACUGGUAGCUACACAUUUUUCCAUUGGAACGUCUAGUGUGCGUGUGCGUGUGUGUGUGUGCGUGUGUGUGUGUGUGUGUGUGUGUGUGUGAUUGCGUGCAUGUGAGCAUAAGUGGAAAAAGUGUUCUGAUGAGGGUUUAUAAAACUGACUUUCUACUAUUGGUAGAAAACUGUCAACCAUACUUGUUACUGUGCUCUGCUCAUCUGCUGCCUGAGUGCAGCCUCCAAAAAGUGAUUGCGUUCUUUCAGUGUUUCGGGUCUGUUUUGUUGCACAGAAAUUGGCCUGUUGAACAUUAGGUGAACGCAGUUCUCAUUGAAAUUCUAUCAAACCGUAGGCGUCUUUUAUUUUUUUAGGGGCUCAACUUGUUAGUGAUUUGCCUCAAGUACUACCUCCUUUUUGUAUUAACGCUAUAGUUCACAUACUCUCCCUUUUUAAUCCACGAAACCUUUUUUUAAAUGAUGAUCUCCUACUAGCACCAU